Molecule: messenger RNA, 2949 nt
Organism: Scophthalmus maximus (turbot)
Lineage: Eukaryota; Metazoa; Chordata; Actinopteri; Pleuronectiformes; Scophthalmidae
Gene: pim1
Product: Pim-1 proto-oncogene, serine/threonine kinase
Exons: 6
Coding region: 405-1397 (330 amino acids)
Biological process (GO): negative regulation of apoptotic process; protein autophosphorylation
Cellular component (GO): cytoplasm
Molecular function (GO): protein serine/threonine kinase activity; ATP binding
Source: RefSeq, a predicted model, not a curated record
CCCCCUUCUCCGUGUUUCCAUUAGCCGGUGUCCGACGGAAGGCGUUGGUCCGCGCAGCCCCCUCUGUCUCGUUGCCGUCGCCUAUUCCGCGCUCGCCGUUUACAAAAAAAACCCCUGCGUGGAGCAGCCUUUUGUCGCGGUCCUUCCUCCAGCCGGGACGACGCGUCUCCUUUUCCCCCUGGAUAACGCGAGCGGGUCGGGGUGUUUUUUGUUGGUGCCGAUGAGAGGAUUCCUACCGCGUUUUCUGUGCGCGCAACGUGGACUCUAAUCUCGUACACACAGUGGGGGGGGGGAGUCAGACGGAAUACAAACAACAAGCCCCGAGCCCCCGGGAAAGACAAGCGCAGACGUCGCCGGCCCACCACCACCCCCCCCUCCCAAGGCGGACCCCCGCGUUCAAAGGAAUGCUGCUGUCCAAGCUCAACUCCCUGGCCCACAUCUCCGCCGUGGACAUGCCGGCGAAGAUCCAGCUCCAUCAAGUGAAGGAGAAGGAGCCGUUCGAGAAGCUCUACCAGGUCGGCGCGGUGCUCGGCAGCGGCGGCUUCGGCACCGUCUACUCCGGCACGAGGACGUCGGACGGAGCUCCGGUCGCAGUCAAGCACGUCGCCAAGGACAGAGUCUCCGAGUGGGGCGAGCUGCCGAGCGGCGCCCGGGUCCCCAUGGAGAUCGUGCUGCUGAAGAAGGUCGGCACGGGCUUCCGCGGCGUGAUCAGAAUGCUCGACUGGUUCGAGCGGCCGGACAGCUUCAUCAUCGUGAUGGAGCGGCCCGAGAACGUCAAGGACCUGUUCGACUUCAUCACGGAGAAGGGCGCCCUGCCCGAGGAGCUGGCGCGCGGCUUCUUCCGCCAGGUGCUGGACGCCGUGCGCCACUGCCACGGCUGCGGCGUGGUGCACCGCGACAUCAAGGACGAGAACAUCCUCAUCGACCUGCGCACCGGCGAGAUGAAGCUCAUCGACUUCGGCUCCGGCGCGCUGCUGAAGGACACCAUCUACACGGACUUCGACGGCACCAGAGUGUACAGUCCUCCGGAGUGGAUUAAAUACCACCGCUACCACGGCCGCUCUGCCACGGUGUGGUCCCUGGGGGUCCUGCUGUACGACAUGGUGUGCGGGGACAUCCCGUUUGAACACGACGAAGAGAUCACAAGAGGGCAGGUCCUCUUCCGGAGGAGAGUCUCCACAGAGUGCCAGCAACUGAUCAAGUGGUGUCUGUCCCUUCGGCCGGCAGACCGCCCGUCCUUCGAGGACAUCGUCAACCACGCGUGGAUGCAGAGCACGUCGUCCACCGUGGUUCCGUCCACAAUGCAGACGGAGAAGACGAGCGCAGAGAUCAGGCUGCACAGCAUUGGCCACGAGCCCGCGGCCUUCGCGCCCACCCCUGUGGCCGCGGCCCGGUGAAGGAGUCAAGCAGUUCACACUGGGCCGAGCUGGACGCCACUGACGCAAGAGACUAUUACAAAAGGACUUGUGUAACAGACUUGAAGCAAUGCACACAGGCGAGCUGUCCCUGCACAGACGAGAGCGUGUAAAGGACUGCACGCAGAGGAGGCCGAGGCUACGACAGAACCGUCGGCCCCGCGGGCAGGCCAGACCUCUCUCCGCCGUCGCCGGCGGAGAGACUGCUUGAUUUUCCAAAUCAUCCGCCCAUGUCAGUUGUCAGAAGGUCACUGAUCCGGGCGGCAGUCAUUUGUCCGUCCGCCGGAGGACAAGCUCCGUAUGCGCAGACACCUGCGCCGAGCGAUCAUAGCACAUUUGCUCGCCGUUCUACUGAACGGGAGGUGGACAGUCGUGAGUUACGUAACUCCUCGCAGCACAGUGCGCUGCUCUCUCUCCCUUCUAAUUCUUGCCGUCACAGAGUGGGAUGAGCAGAGGUGUUGGCGAAGAGGGUUGGGUUUUCUUUAAAGUGCCUUCUGUGAGUCUGUUGGGGGACCCUGAAAAUACUUGAAUUUGUUAAAAGGUUCCUCUCUAGAGCCUUUUAAGCUCCUCACUCUGUCCAAGGCUUUAUGUCAUUUAUUGCUGUUUUUUUCCUCUCAUGGGCCUAGAUCAGUAAAGCCCAUGCCACUCGCAAAACCACGGUCACUACUUCUGCCAACUCCAAUGUCAUUGGCAACUACACAACCUCAUAGCUCUGGCUGUAAAACCUGUGCAAACAAGUCAUAAAAAAACACUGGACUUACCUCACUCUCUUUAGUACAGCAUCCACCUCUACUCUACAACCUCCGCUUCCUGUCCUUCACGUGUUGUACUGUAUACAAACACAAGGCGUUGGCAAUCGGUCGUUCACACCUACCCGAACGCACACCACAAUGCAAACUGAAAAACCACACGGAAAUACAACCUCCACUGCUCUCCUUUACACAGUGCCUCACACAGGUCUUAAAUUUUUUGUGGGGACAAGAAUUGUAAAUAAUAACAAUAUUUAUUAUGGCUGUGACUUUUUUUCUCUCUCUCACACCUAAUGAAACUUGUCGUCACAGAAUUUAUUUAUUUAUUUAUCAGAGAAUUUUGGCUGUACGUAUAUAUUUCAUUCCACAGUCACUGAAGGGCACAGAUUAUUUAAAAUAGAAACACAAAACAAGAAGACCUUUUUUUUUUACCAUAUUUAUGGCGUGAAAUUUUAAGAGAGCAGGCGUGUGUUUGUGUAUGUAAUGUUAAUAACGUUGUAAUUAGUCCCGAAAGCACUUCCAUCUUAAUGUAUGUAAACGAUGAGCGUCUACUGAUGGUAACUGGUGUUGUUACUCUGUCGCCUGCUGUGAGAGCGAGUGAAUUCUGAAUGUUGGAUGUUUGUGUGUGUGUGUCAGAGAUGCGUGAAUGAGGAAAAACUACUGGUUGCAUGAUUGCAGCUUGGAUUGUUGUGUUUUGUUUUUUUCCACCCAUUCAAAUUAGAAUUGUAAAUUAUGUUAGAAAAUAUUUUUAUACAAUUUCAAUAAAUAUUUUUUUUUAACUACGA